Messenger RNA from Girardinichthys multiradiatus, 2788 nucleotides. RefSeq names its product phenylalanyl-tRNA synthetase subunit beta (gene farsb). The record is from RefSeq and is a predicted model, not a curated record. The coding region runs from base 70 to 2613 and encodes 847 amino acids. Gene Ontology annotation, molecular function: RNA binding; translation elongation factor activity; magnesium ion binding. The transcript is spliced from 18 exons. Gene Ontology annotation, cellular component: eukaryotic translation elongation factor 1 complex; phenylalanine-tRNA ligase complex; cytoplasm. NCBI's taxonomy places the organism in Eukaryota, Metazoa, Chordata, Actinopteri, Cyprinodontiformes, Goodeidae. Gene Ontology annotation, biological process: phenylalanyl-tRNA aminoacylation; translational elongation.
UGUGGCAGACAGCUACACUCGACUUUCAGGGUCCUUUCUUCGCUGACCUGGUUGGGAUUAUCAACCAACAUGCCGACUGUCGGAGUGAAACGAGACUUUCUCUUUAAAGCUUUGGGCAGAACAUACACUGAUGAAGAGUUUGACGAAUUGUGCUUCGAGUUUGGGCUGGAGCUGGAUGAAAUUACCUCAGAGAAGGAGAUCAUCAGCAGGGAACAGGGCGACUCCAAGGCUUCGGGAGCAUCUGAUGUUAUUCUGUACAAGAUUGACGUGCCUGCUAACCGCUACGACCUGCUGUGUCUGGAGGGGCUCGUCCGUGGUCUGCAGGUCUUCAAGAAUAAGCUCGAGCCUCCUCGAUACAGACGUGUGAGCCCUGACAGUGGGGGGCCUCAGAGGUUGAUCAUCACUAAAGAGACGGCAGCAGUGCGACCCCAUGCCGUGGCAGCAGUGCUAAGGAACAUCACUUUCACUCAGGAGCGCUAUGAUAGUUUCAUCGAGCUGCAGGAGAAGCUACAUCAGAACAUCUGCAGGAAGAGGAGCCUGGUGGCCAUCGGCACCCAUGACCUGGACACCAUCUCCGGCCCUUUCACCUACACAGCCAAAGCUCCUGGAGACAUCUGCUUCAGACCGCUAAACCAGACCAAAGAGUACACUGCAACCCAGCUCAUGAGCCUCUACAGGACAGACAGUCACUUGAGGCAUUAUCUUCCUAUUAUUGAAGACAAACCCGUGUAUCCACUCAUCCAAGACAGCAACGGUACUGUCCUGUCUAUGCCUCCUAUAAUCAACGGGGACCAUUCAAGAAUCCGUUUACAGACGAAGAACAUCUUUAUCGAGUGCACGGCGACCGAUCUUACUAAGGCAAAGAUCGUGUUGGACAUUAUUGUGACCACGUUCAGUGAGUACUGUGCACAGCCUUUCACGGUGGAGCAGGCUGAAGUGGUGUACCCGGAUGGGAAGACCUGCAUAUAUCCUGAACUGGCUUACAGGAAGGAGAAGCUGUCUGCUGAGUUCAUUAACAAAAAAGUUGGCAUAAGUGAGUCAACAGAGAGAAUUGCUCAGCUCCUAACCCGAAUGUGCCUCCUCUCCCAGCCAACCGGUGUCCGCGAUGAGAUCGAGGUGGAGAUCCCACCCACCCGUCCUGAUGUCAUCCACGCCUGCGACAUCAUGGAGGACGCCGCCAUCGCCUACGGUUUUAACAACAUCACCCGCACAACGCCACCUACCUACACUGUAGCUAACCAGUUCCCUCUCAAUAAACUGACAGAGCUGCUGAGACAAGACAUGGCAGCUGCUGGCUUCACGGAGGCUCUCAACUUUGCUUUGUGUUCUCAAGAAGAUAUAGCUGACAAGCUUGGCAAAAAGAUCUCACAGACCCGUGCUAUUCAUAUUUCCAACCCUAAGACUGCAGAGUUCCAGGUGGCGCGCACCACUUUACUUCCUGGCCUGCUGAAAACUAUAGCUGCCAACAGGAAGAUGCCCCUUCCUCUCCAGCUGUUUGAAAUAUCUGAUGUGGUGCUGAAGGAUGAGAGCAAAGAUGUUGGGGCGAGAAACUGUCGCCGUUUCUGUGCCAUUUAUUACAACAAAACUCCCGGCUUCGAGGUGAUCCACGGCCUGCUGGACCGAACCAUGCAGCUGCUGGAGGUGAAGGCAGCCCGUGGAGAGGGGUACCACAUCCAGGCUGCGGACGAUUCAACCUUUUUCCCGGGUCGCUGUGCUGAGAUCUUUGUCCGCGGGAAGAGCGUGGGACGCUUAGGAGUCCUUCACCCAGAUGUCAUCAACCGCUUCGAGCUGACCAUGCCCUGCUCUGCCCUGGAGAUGGACAUCGAGCCAUUCCUUGGCCACACUGCUGAAACCCUCCUGACACAUGACGUUCCCAUGCAGGAAACCAUCAAGCACCAGUUUCCAGCACACAGCCAAUCCCAGGCAGCUCUGCCAUCCCGCACGCCCACAACUAAAACGGUGUUUGGCGACAUGAGCUCGCAGGCUGGCCUCAAGGCGCUCAAUGAUUUCCUGGCCGACAGAAGCUAUAUAGAGGGUUUUGCGGCGACCCAAGCUGACGCCGCAGUGUUUGAUGCCAUCCCCUCUCCUCCCUCGCAGGCCUUCUGCCACGUCCGGCGCUGGUACAGCCACAUCAAGUCCUUCCAGACGGAGAGAGUGCGUCUUCCAUCAGCCAAGAGUCAGUUUGUUCUCCCACCCACUCCCCCCGCCUCCACAAACAACACCAGUGAAGACGACAUCGACCUUUUCGCUUCUGAUGACGAGGAGGAGAGCACAGAGGCAGCUAGAAUCCGAGAGCAGCGCCUCGCCGAGUACGUCGCCAAGAAAUCUAAGAAGCCAGCGCUCGUCGCCAAGUCCUCCAUCCUGCUGGAUGUCAAGCCUUGGGACGAUGACACAGACAUGGCCAAGCUGGAGGAGUGUGUCCGCAGCAUCGCCAUGGAGGGCCUGCUGUGGGGGCAGUCCAAGCUGGUGCCAGUGGGCUACGGGAUCAAGAAGCUGCAGAUAGGGUGCGUGGUGGAGGAUGAUAAAGUGGGCACGGAUCUGCUGGAGGGAGCCAUCACUGCCUUCGAGGAAUAUGUUCAAUCUGUGGACGUGGCUGCCUUCAAUAAGAUCUGAAUCAUGACAGAAUAAACCCGCUGAAUGGUAUUACGUAAUGUAAUCUGGUCUUGGCUGAAGUCAGCUCUCAACAGAAACUCAGGUGCUUCACUCAACAAAGACUCAUUAUUCUAUGAUAGAAACAAAAGAUCCAUUUUUUCAAACGGUAAAUAAAACCUUUCUGAUGUUUGGCUGA